Molecule: messenger RNA, 2782 nt
Organism: Medicago truncatula (barrel medic)
Lineage: Eukaryota; Viridiplantae; Streptophyta; Magnoliopsida; Fabales; Fabaceae
Product: receptor-like protein kinase ANXUR1
Exons: 1
Coding region: 1-2598 (865 amino acids)
Biological process (GO): protein phosphorylation
Molecular function (GO): ATP binding; transmembrane receptor protein tyrosine kinase activity
Source: RefSeq, a predicted model, not a curated record
AUGCAUAAGCAUACAAGUCUCUUGUUGUAUUUCGUCGGUAUCUCUAUUUUGUUGCAUGUCAUUCACGGUGCAUCCAUAGAGGAGCCAGGUUCAUUGAUAUUGGGUUGUGGGUUGGAUGAAGGGGGAGCCAAAGAUGAGGAUGGAAGGCAAUGGAGUCCUGAUAAUAAGUUUUUGGCAACACAAAAUGGUUCAACAACAUACAAAGCCGCAUACCAAGAUCCUUCCCUCUCCUCUGUGGUUCCAUACAUGUCAGCUAGAAUUUUCACAUCAGAAACAACAUACAAAUUUAAUGUUCAGCCUGAUAAACGUUAUUGGCUCAGGCUCCACUUUUAUCCAUCCCUUUAUGGAACUUUCAACCCCUCCGAUUCAUAUUUCUCUGUGGCUGCAAAUGGGAUUACCCUCCUCAGCAAUUUCAGCGCUUCUAUCACUUGUCAGGCCCUCUCACAAGCUUACAUUGACAGAGAGUAUUCUCUUGCUCCUUUGAAUUCAGAUACUUUGACUCUUACAUUUAAACCUUCUGACAAGCAAAAUGGGACUUUUGCUUUCAUCAAUGGAAUUCAAUUGAUCCAAAUGCCUGAGUUGUUUGACUCUGCUUCAUUGGUCGGGUUUGGUGACCAAACCAUGGACAUCAAAACCUUAAAUUUGCAAACCAUGUUUAGACUAAACGUUGGUGGGCAAUAUGUGUCUCCAGCCCAAGAUUCUGACCUUUCGAGAAUGUGGUACGACGACACACCUUACCUAUAUGGUUCAUCCUAUGGUGUCACCAACGAAGCUAAAAAGGAUGUCCUAAUCGACUAUCAGACUAUGCCAAAGUACAUUGCACCUCCUACUGUCUACUCCACAUCAAGAUCAAUGGGUACCGAUAAGGACGUCAACAUGGGAUACAACCUCACGUGGGUUUUCCAAGUUGAUCCAAAUUCCAUGUACCUCGUGAGGUUGCAUUUCUGUGAUUUCUAUUAUUCCAAGGUCAAUGAGAUUGUUUUCAAUAUAUUUCUCAAUAACAAUACGGCACAGGCUCAAGCUGAUAUUAUUGGGUGGACAGGAGGUAAAGGCAUGACAACUUACCAGGACUAUGUGGUAUAUGUCCAAGACGGGGAGGGGGAUGAGCAACUUUGGCUUGCACUACAUCCAGCACCUGACUCAAAACCACAGUUCUAUGAUGCUAUACUCAAUGGGGUGGAGAUAUUCAAGCUCAAUGACACGGACUUGUCUGGCCCCAAUCCUCAGCCUUCAGACAUGCUCCUCGAAGGUGAAUCACAGGAAACAAGUUUCCAUACACACAAAACAUAUGACAAGAAAGCUGUCAUUGGUGGAGCUGCAGGAGGUGCUGCGGGUUUUGCCUUUAUGGCGGCAAUAUGCAUUGCUGUCUACAACAAGAAGAAGAGAGUUCCAGGGGCAGUCACACAAACAAGCUGGCUUCCCAUCUAUGGUAAUUCACACACAAAUGGCAGUAAAUCCACGUCUGGGAAGAGCACUACAAGUGCAAACCUCACUGCCAUGACCCAAGGUCUAUGUCGCUAUUUUUCGUUACAAGAGAUAAAGCAAGCAACCAACAGUUUUGAUGAGUCCAACGUGAUUGGAGUUGGUGGAUUUGGAAAGGUUUACAAGGGUGUCAUUGAUAAUGGAAUGCUAGUGGCGAUUAAGAGGUCAAAUCCACAGUCAGAACAAGGAGUCAAUGAAUUCCAGACCGAGAUUGAGAUGCUUUCUAAGUUGAGACACAAGCAUUUGGUGUCCUUGAUUGGAUUUUGCGAGGAAGAUAAUGAGAUGUGUUUGGUUUAUGACUACAUGGCUCUUGGAACCUUUAGGGAACAUUUGUACAAGGGUAUCAAGCCUUUAAAUAUUUUAACGUGGAAGCAAAGAUUAGAGAUCUGCAUCGGAGCUGCAAGAGGGCUUCACUACCUUCACACGGGGGCCAAGUACACCAUCAUUCAUAGAGAUGUCAAAACAACAAAUAUUCUCUUGGACGAAAACUGGAAUGCCAAGGUAUCAGAUUUUGGGUUGUCAAAAACUGGUCCAGAUUUGAACGCUGGCCAUGUUAGUACUGUGGUGAAGGGUAGUUUUGGCUACUUGGAUCCUGAGUACUUCAGGAGGCAACAAUUGACUGAAAAGUCUGAUGUCUACUCAUUUGGGGUUGUCCUGUUUGAAGCCCUCUGUGCCAGGCCUGUUCUGAAUCCCAAUCUUCCAAAGGAACAAGUUAGUCUUGCAGAAUGGGCAUUGCUAUGCAACCAAAAAGGAACGCUAGAGGAUAUUAUUGACCCCAAUCUCAAGGGAACAAUAAAUCCAGAAAGCUUGCAGAAGUUCGUGGACACAGCUGAAAAGUGUUUGUCGGAUCACGGAGCUGACCGUCCCUCCAUGAAUGAUCUGUUGUGGAAUCUAGAAUUUGCACUCAACCUGCAAGAAAACAAGGAUGGUUCAACUCACUCUGCAACUCGAACUAAUGACAAUGAGUUUGAAGAAAUACAUUUAGGAGACAACGAAAUGGCAAACCAUUAUAAGAACCUAAGCCUUGGAGGUCAGGAUGAGCUUAGCCAAGAUGCUACUUCCAGUCAGGGUCCGACUGAAAUCUUCUCACAACUUGUUAGUCCAAAAGGGCGAUGAAGAGAAAUUUUCUUGAUUGUUAUUUUGCUAUAGGCUUUGAAGGAAGCCAUGGAAUUCAAGCAAAUAAAACCUGCUUAUUAGCAUUGCUUUGAAGUAUAUAACGCUUCUAUUGCUUGUAGUUGUUAAAUUUCUAAUUUUAUACUUUCCUACGUUCUACAUCUAUUAAAUAUUAUUUACUAUGUCA